This is a messenger RNA of Labrus bergylta (ballan wrasse), 1232 nucleotides long. RefSeq lists its product as uncharacterized. NCBI's taxonomy places the organism in Eukaryota, Metazoa, Chordata, Actinopteri, Labriformes, Labridae. Gene Ontology annotation, biological process: response to bacterium. The record is from RefSeq and is a predicted model, not a curated record.
UUUAAUGGAAAACUCUGCGCGGGGUCUGACAUCCGCUCUUAAACAUGUUUCUUUGCCUUUCAACACCAGGUCAUCGUCACACAUGGAGGGUCUGCAUGUUUUUCUUGUCCUUCUCCAGGGAGUUGGAUGGCUCAGUUGUAUUUCGGGAUCGGUCUCAGAGGUGAAGGUCAGCCCAGGAGACAACAUCACUCUCUACUGUGACUGCAAGAAGUCCACCGGGGAAUUUAUCGUGUGGUACAGAAACUGUUCUCAUGAGAACCAGCCUUCGCUUGUCCUAAAACUAAUGCUUGAAGCAAUGAAAUUCAGCCCUGAUGAGUCGGUUAUUCUGAAUCCUCUCCCUCGCUUCCACUUUGUGAACAACCAGUCGUCUACAUCCUACGACCUGCUGAUUGUGAAUAUCACUGAUUCUGAUCUGGGCCUCUACUACUGUGGAAUUGAGCAGGUCAAGGUGCUGGACAAGAAGAAAAUCACUAAAGAGACGGUUUACAAACACGGCAACAUGACAACGAGGGUUGUAUUCAACUCCAGUGAGGCGUACAGCAGGCGUCCACCACCAUCGCCUCCCUGCAGUGUGUGCUGGAUGCUGCUCUUCUCUCUGUGCCCAGCGUUUGCUGUCGUCUCCUCUUUAUUAUCAUCUGCUCUGGUUUAUCACCUCUGUCGGAAAACAGCUUUUAAACCCAAAACUGAUGAGGUAAGACCUGACAGCCGAGGCCAAACAAGAGGGCAUGAGGAUGAAGUUGUGUGUUACUCUGCUCUGAAUAUCUGUCAGACAUCACAGAGACCAAAGAAGAAAACCCAGAGUUCAGACGUCAGCACCUAUUCUAUCAUCAAUACUUCUAGAAUUUAAAGAGGAACAUGGAAACAGUACUUUACACUUUGAUAAAAAAAAUGUACAAUACUGUUGUUUGUUCAGAUAUAAGGGUAAAAGAGCUGAGCAUGCUCAUUUGAUUCACAGGGAUCAGUCUAAGAAGCGACUGGCACAGAAAGCAAUUCAAACUUCUAAACUUAGAUUAGAGUAUUGUAACUCUGCGGCAAAAUGUGUUCCACAUCCUGUCAUUAUCACCCAGCAACCUCCGCUGUUGAAAAAUUAAGUCAACGGGAAAGAUUUGUUUUUGUGCCUUUAUUAGAGAGACAGAACAGCGGAUAGAGCGGAUCGAUUUCUCUGGCUUUGACAACUGUUGGAAAUAUUUGAGGAAAAGCACUCAACAAAAUAAAAAUAUAUGAAAUACGUU